GGUGUGAAAACGAGCUGGCGGAGCCGCCGGCGCGACGCGACACGUCACCGAGGUCAGAGCGACACCGGAGCAAAGAUGGCGGCCGCCUACGAGAGCUUUAAGCUGCACACAACACCCGAGAAGUUCUACAUAGAAGCUUGUGAUGACGGCGCCAACGAUGUCCUCGCUAUCGACCGGGUCUCCACAGAAAUGACCCUCACAGUGAAGAAAGACGUUCCUCCUUCAGCGGUUACCAGACCAAUAUUUGGCGUCAUGGGAACAGUACGCCUGGUUGCAGGCAUGUAUCUUAUUGUUAUCACCAGGAAGAGAAAAGUUGGAGACUUAUUUGGUCAUGCUAUCUGGAAGGCAGCAGAAUUUGAUGUGAUAUCUUACAAAAAGACGGUGUUGCAUUUGACAGACAAUCAGAUGCAAGACAACAAGACCUUCUUAUCGAUGAUCAACAAUGUCCUGAGCACAGAUGGGUUCUACUUUGCCACCAACUAUGACCUGACCCACUCCCUACAGCGCCUGUCCAACACCAGUCCCGAGUUCCAGGAAAUGAGCCUGCUGGAAAGGGCAGACCAGAGGUUUGUCUGGAACGGGUAUCUCCUGAGAGAAUUCACAGCACAACCUGAGCUUCACAAGUUCGCCUUUCCAGUACUACAUGGAUUCAUCGCUAUGAAGUCCGGCUGCAUCAACGGCAAGAUCUUCGACUGGGUCAUCAUCUCCAGGAGGAGCUGUUUCCGCGCGGGCGUGCGGUACUACGUGAGAGGUAUUGACUCUGAAGGGCAUGCUGCUAACUUUGUGGAAACGGAACAGAUUGUACAGUACAGUGGGGGUAAAGCUUCGUUUGUGCAGACUCGCGGAUCCAUGCCGUUCUUCUGGUCUCAAAGACCAAACCUCAGAUAUAAACCAAAGCCACAGAUAAGCAAAACAGUGAAUCACUCUGAUGGUUUCCAGAGGCAUUUUGACUCGCAGAUUAUCAUCUACGGAAAGCAAGUGAUUUUAAACCUGGUCAACCAGAAGGGCUCUGAGAAACCCUUAGAGCAGGCUUUUGCCAAGAUGGUGUCGAGCCUGGGCAAUGGCAUGGUGAAAUACAUCGCGUUUGACUUCCAUAAGGAGUGCAGUCGCAUGAGGUGGGACCGGCUGCAGACCCUAGUGGACAAGGUGGCGGAGAUGCAGGAUGAGUUUGGGUACUUCCUGGUGGACGCGGAGGGGAAGGUGCUGCAGCAGCAGGAGGGCACGUUCCGCAGCAACUGCAUGGACUGCCUGGACCGCACCAACGUCAUCCAGAGCCUGCUGGCGCGGCGCUCCCUUCAGUCCCAGCUCCAGAGGCUGGGUGUCCUCCAUGUUGGACAGAGGAUUGAAGAACAAGCAGAUUUUGAGAAGAUCUACAAGAACGCGUGGGCAGACAACGCCAAUGCUUGCGCCAAGCAGUACGCAGGAACAGGGGCCUUAAAGACGGAUUUCACAAGGACUGGCAAGCGGACCCAGUGGGGCCUGGUGCUGGACGGCUGGAACUCCAUGAUCAGAUACUACAAGAACAACUUCUCGGACGGGUUCAGACAAGACUCCAUAGAUCUCUUCCUUGGGAAUUAUGCAGUGGAUGAAGCAGACGCUUUAACUCCUCUGCACGUACAGAAAGACUGGAAGUUCCUGACUUUGCCUAUCAUUAUGGUAGUUGCGUUCUCCAUGUGCAUCAUUUGUCUCCUAAUGGCAGGUGACACCUGGACGGAGACCCUGGCUUAUGUGCUGUUCUGGGGCACAGCCAGCUUCGGGACCGCAGCCAUCAUUCUCUUCAACGGCAAGGAGUUCGUCGAUGCCCCGAAGCUCGUCCAGAAGGAGAAGAUGGACUGAAUGUGUGCGUGUGGAAAGCAGAUCGGUUACCGCGAUUCCUCCCUGCAGGCCUGGAGUUUGUACUGACCUGCUCUCCACACCAUGGCAGGAGGCUAUCCUCAUAAGCGUUGGGUUUUUUUUCUUUCGUUUUAUUUUUACCAUCAAGAAACAGUUUCUGUCUUUGGGUGUUUUAGGGGGUGUGGGGAUCUAAAAGAAGCGUCAUACAUCCGGAAAACAAAACCCCUCCUCAGUGUCUGACACCGUCCGAGAUUUAAAUAACCGCUCCGUUUUGCUGUUCACCCACGUGCAGCAUCUUCUACAGGUGAUGUUCAGAUUCCAGCAGAUUGUACCGCAGCACUUAUUCUCCUCUUGCAAUUCCCACACUUCUUACACAGAGCAGAAUUUGCAGUCUUGGUUGGCUUUUGCGCCAAACAAGGUGUAUAACAGGGCCAUAGUCAAUUCCAGGUUUUUUUUCCAGAUUCACUCUUUCAGAUUCAAAUCAAUUCCCAAUUCCAAUUUCUUUUUCACAAUCCCUGAACAGGAACUGGGAAUGGACCUUAACCCAGAUCUACAAAGAAGUGUUAGCAUCGAGAACACUAUAUUCCAUCCUUUAAUGGGAUCUUUAUAUGGUCUCAGCAUUCAGUAUAUGCAUUGUCGCUGGUUUAACACCCUUUUUAAUUAACAUACUGACGGAAGACAUUUGUAGUGUCCCGGUAGAAAUUACAUGAAUACUUUGAUAAAGUGCAGUUUUCCUUGUCUGUAUGUAAUUACUUUGUUUUAACUAAAUUAAUUACUUUGAAGAGGAUAUACCAAAAAGCCUUAUUGACAAAAAAUAAUUGCAUGAUUGUCCAAAAUAAUAAAGGAAAGGAAACCAGAAUGAAAUCAAGGUGAAAGAAGGAAUACAUUUUCCCUUUUCACCAUCUUAUACCUUAUAAUCUUCCAGUAAAACAGUCCUUUUACAUUUGAGCUCCUGUGUGGGGGAAAAUCCCAAACUCCUGAGAGUUGUGAGGUUUCACAGGUGUCUCUGAACAUUGCCUGAACAUUUUUGUUCUUUGCACAGUCACUUUGUAGGAGAUUAUUUUUGUAAGUUCUUUAACAAGAAGUAAAGUUCCUAGGAGUAACACAAAAUACAGAAGAAUAACAUUUGCUGCUAGAACCUUUGAGACAAUAAUCAUCAUACCUCAAAACUGGGUAUGAAUUUAAGUUGUAGAAAAUUAACAUUGCCAGAUUUAAGAUCAUAUAAAGUUCCCAUCGGACCAAAUCAUUUUAACCAUGUAAAGUGCCACAUUAGUGUGGCUGGUCUGUCUGCUUUUGCAAAUGUUCUGUUUGAUUGCUGGACUUAACACCACUGGGUUGGGUUUUGACUGGUUGCAUUGUCAUUGUGUUUUGUCUUGUUGUAUUGUGCUCUCAGCUCUGCAGUUAAUCAGAUUUCAGCUUGAAUGUCUGCCUUACAAGCUGUUGAACAAUGGGGAAAGUGUUGAUAGACCUAUGGUAUAUAUUAAUAAUGUAAAUUAUAAUGUUUCUUUCUGAUAAGUGGGCUUCAGGAUGGUCUUAACAAAUCAGAGAAUGUAUAAUUGGUUAACAUGCCUUGUAUGUGUUUUUCCACUUUUAAUUUAGUGGUCCAAACCAUAAAAUAUUAACAGUGUUAACACAUUCAUUAUACUGUAUGUACUUUUUUCCCCAGGUCAGCUUUUUCUUAAUAGUACCUUAGCAAUUUAAAUAGGAAAUCACAGACUUGAGAUAUCAAGUUGUUUUAACCUUUGGUGCAAAUAACCUACAACUUACUUUUACUCUUUUUUGCAUGGAAAUUCUUCAUUUUUAAAAAAAAGCAUUUUAACAUGAUGCAGAUACUUUCAAUAGAAAAACAAAAGAGUUGUGGGGAUUUGUGUUUUAGGUGGACAGAGGUACAGAUCCACCCGUAGGUUAAAAGAAUACCAGCCUGCUCCCCCUCAAGUUUGUUUUCAGUGCGAUCUUUGUCUACAUAUACAAAUGACUUUCAGAUCUUUUUUUUUUUAUUGUGUAAAAUAUUUCCUUGUAAUUAUGUAUUGGACAGUUUCCUUGCACUUCAUACACAGUACACAUCUCUGUAUACAAAGCUAUAUUUGAAAAUGACUUGCUCCAGUGUGGUUGAGGUAGACUUAAUUUAGAGAAAGAAAACAAUAUUAAAACUCAUGUUGUAUUGCAAUGACUGCUACAAAACAUGUCAAUUCAUCUGGAUCAAAUGCUUUACUGCCCUUAAAGGGAACAUUGCUGUUUAUACUGUAGAAUAUGACUCCUGAGUUGUUGUACAGCUCUUUGUGCAGAUGUAGUGGAUAUUGGUAAAAUCAUUUCUGAUCAUUCUUUUAUGUCCUUUUAGUGGAUGAUAUGCUCACCAUUCUGUAUAUUUACCUUGGUAAUAAUGUGAGAGAUGGAUUAGGGAUAUUAUAUUUCACUUUGUCUCAUUAGAUUUAGUUGAUUUCUAAAUAUUGACACUUGGUUAGUGUUUUACAGGGAGGGCUGUCUUUAACUUUGCAAUAAAGUCAUUAAUAGAUCAACAUCUGUUUCAUUUCCUAUUUCAGUCAUUGCUGUUUUAUUAGUGCUUUUCCUGUAAUGAACUUGAGAAACCAUUCCAUUAUUCAGAUGUAAGACAAAAACAUUUUCAUAUAAAUGAAGAAUAAGGAUUUCAUUUCAAUAAUGACAAACCUGGUAUAUUAUUAGCGUUCAUAUUUUACAAACCCCUGUUCUUCCUCUUGCGGUUACAUGUCAUGGACAGAGUUAUAUAGUUAUAAAAUACAGUAGAAGUCAGGGAUGAAAAUGGGAGUAGUCUUUUAAAGGUAAUUUUUGAUUAAACUAAGUGCAAAGGUCACCUAUCUUUAAUGAAAUAAUGGUUUAAUUGUAACUUCAACACUGCAAGUUAAAAUUAAAAUGUUUUGUACAUCCAAACCUAUUUGGGAAGAUGUUCUAGUUUCAAUCCACAAGUCUGAGCAGUCGGUACAUGUACAGUGCACCGAUAUUGAGACUAGCUUUACAGACUAGAGCCUCUAUCUAUAGCUUUGCAUUUGUAGUUCAGUGUUGUUCUGCACAUGCCCAGUUUGGAGACGGUGCACAGUUGUAUCGCUGACGGACUGUAUGCUUUCUGCCUUGUUUUAAAGAAAUGGAACUGCCACAGCUUUAAUUCCAUUGUCAUAGAAUGAAUGCAUGAUCAUUGCAGGAACUUUCGUCCAAAGUGAAUAAAUUCUCAAAUUAUGUCAGGUUAACAUGGUUAUGGCAAGAGAUUUGCAUGGAUGUGCCCAGGUUACUUGAUGUGCAGGAAAUUCAUCUGUUUGUUUGGAAUUUACAGUUGUAUCUUGUAUCUAAAUUUAAGUAGAAACUUUUAAUGACGGCUAUAACCCUGGCCAUAUCACCAUGCAUGUGACACGAUUUAAUCCAAAUGCUACAUCAUUGACUAUACAUUGUAUAUUUAUUGCAUGCUUGCUGCUUUUUCUUUCUUGACAGAUCAAGUACCAUGCUUUUCACACAUCUAUAUGCCUGUCUGCUUUGAUCUAAUAUCUUUUGAGAGUGGAUAAGAUAAUAUAAUGACCAUUACCUAAUUACUGAAGUAUUUUAUUACCAUUUGCUUUGGCUGAGUACAAAAGAGUCAAGAUAGCUCUAGCCAUCAUGAUAGAAUGGAUCCUAUUAUGUCUGCUGUGCAUAAAUACUAAGAAGCCAGUUCUCUUCCUAAUGUAUUCAAGGUAAGGGGUAGAGAAAAAAUAUUUCCAGUGUGUUCAAAAUUGUAAUGAUUUUUAAAAAUGUUUUGUUGUGGCUGUCUGCAAUACCAAAAUAUCGUUUUCUCACUUCUGUCAUUCCAUGUUUUAAGUGGUAUGUUUUAUUUGACAGAAUUAAUAAAUUCUCAUGAAAAACAGA
This is a messenger RNA of Lepisosteus oculatus (spotted gar), 5697 nucleotides long. RefSeq names its product SAC1 like phosphatidylinositide phosphatase b (gene sacm1lb). Gene Ontology annotation, biological process: phosphatidylinositol dephosphorylation. The record is from RefSeq and is a predicted model, not a curated record. Gene Ontology annotation, molecular function: phosphatidylinositol-4-phosphate phosphatase activity. Lineage: Eukaryota; Metazoa; Chordata; Actinopteri; Semionotiformes; Lepisosteidae. Gene Ontology annotation, cellular component: endoplasmic reticulum.